AUGGAUUGGAAUGAUGGAGCAAUCAAGGAACAAGAAGGGAACAGGGAGGUUUCUCUUGGAAAGGUUGAUGAAGUUGUGGACCAAGGACCAAAGAAGAAGCACUACCUUGUCUUCUUCUAUGGAACCUAUGAACAGGCCAUUGUUAAGCCAAGUGACAUAGUCCCAUAUGAACUGAAGAAAGAUGAGCUUGGAAAAGAGCAGAAGAGGAAAUUCUUUAGUGAAUCUGAAAUCAAAAGGAAUCUUGCCAUCCUGUUUCAGGUGGAACAAGGUGUUCUCUCAAGAGAAGCCACUGAAAAGAUCAGGGCCAAACUAUCCAAAUUGAAAGGGGAGGGUGGUGUUGAAUCUCCAGUUGCUGAUGCACCUGCAACAAAGAAGCCAAGGAAAGAGAAGGAUGUUUUAACUCCAGCCCCUAUUGUCCAUGGAGAGAGCACAUUAUCCAAUUCUUCUACACCACCCGAGGAGAGAGUGAGUCGCAGUGGACGGGUCAUCAAACCAAGAAAGUUCAUUGAUGAGCAAGAGGAAGGACUGGCUCUUCGUGGAGAACCCAAUGCUACAUCUACACCUGCUCCUGGUGCCACACGAAGAGGUCUCAGAGGUCGACCUGUUCCUCCUUCCCCUGUUGUUGACAAGAAUGCUGAAUUGGGACAGAUUUCCAAUGGCAUGGACUCCAGUCUCUCAGAAGGAAAGCCAGCAGCUUCCCAUGAAAAACUGGAAGCUGUUCCAAUGACUGAGCCAAGCCCUUAUGAUCAGGGUGAAGAGAGACAUAGUGCUCGACAUCAAACUGUUAGGGAAUCUUUGGAUUCAUCUGAACCAAAACUUACACAGAGGGGAAAGAGAGGCAUUUCAGAAUCCAAUAAGCACAGUGACUCAGAGGCUACAUUGCCCAAGAGACUGAAGAGGCAACAGCAAGAGAAAAAGUUUCCUGUACCUUCAUUUGAUACUUCAGUGAAGAUUUCACCCAGAGAUGCUACUGCAAAGAUAGCAUCACGUGAUGGGACAGACCUACAUAAGGAAGCUAAGGUUGCUGAAGACAAGACUAGGGCUACUCAAGUGCCAGUAUUUAAACAUUUGGCAUCAAAACCAGAUUUGGAGAAAGUUGGUGCUAAGAAUGUGGCAAUAGUGUUUGAGGAGAAGGAGAGUCAGGGAGAGAAGAAGGGAAAAUUAGAAGACAGUGUCAAGGCAGAAACCAACUAUGUAACUGCUGAAGUCACACAGCCAACAAGGGAUGUUGAGAAAGGUUCUGAGAAGCAGAUGUUGGGUGAAAUUAUUCCAUCCAUUUCUGUCAUCACCCUUGAAGAAGUUUCCCCAGAGAGCAUGUCUGAGACCGAGCACCCAAUUGUAGUUUCAGAGCAGACAAUUACAUUGAAGUCAAAGCCUGGGCAGAGUGAAGAUGAACAAAAGGGCAAAGAUGAGGGAACCAGUGUGAGUGGGAUGCCCAAACGUCACCAAGCAUGCUUGGAAGUCUCAGAAGUUGAGAAGCCCCAGACAGUCACAGAUAUUCCAGGGGAAGCUAUGAAAGUCCCACCCUUCAUCAUCAGCCUGACUUCUGAUACUACAGGAAAGUGUCUGGAACAGACACAGGAGGGAGUGGUGACACAGUUGCGGAAGUGUCGAGUUCGUAUGCCACGGGAAAAGAAGCAGCAACCAAGAGACAUAUCAGAAGCAGAGAAGGCCAAGUCAAAGGAAAAGGACUGCACAGAACCUGAAAAGAAAGGGAAGAUGAAGGACACCAUCCCACGUGUUAAAGAGAAGGGAAUCGGAGGGGAAGCAGCACUCCUUUCUCUCUUGUGCAAGGAAAAGGAAGCUGAGAAGAAAGGGAGGGCAAAAGAUAAUGUUGAACCUGAAAAGAAGGACAAGGACAAAGGGAAGGGAAGCCCAGCAGAUAUGUCCCCUCGCAAGAAGACCAUGUUGGUCAAGUGCGCCUCAGGGGAUUUAGUCCGGGUCACCUGCAGGAAUGAUCUCCCCAAAGUCUUCCAAAAUGAAGAGGAUGAGAAGUUCUAUGAGGUGAGAAUGAAGGAAAACAUGUGCUGCUUGGAGUCCUUGCUUGUGAGGGGAGUGUACAUUCCACCUGAGGUGAAGAAGGUUAUGAUCGAACGUGGUGAUCUCAGUCCUGAUUUCAAGGCUCAUCUCAUUGAAGACCGGAAAAAAUGGAAGAAGCAAGUUAAGCUCAAGUAA
Darwinula stevensoni is the source of this 2175-nucleotide messenger RNA. Lineage: Eukaryota; Metazoa; Arthropoda; Ostracoda; Podocopida; Darwinulidae. The record is from the annotation of a GenBank genome assembly.